Messenger RNA from Chilo suppressalis (striped riceborer), 678 nucleotides. NCBI's taxonomy places the organism in Eukaryota, Metazoa, Arthropoda, Insecta, Lepidoptera, Crambidae. The record is from the annotation of a GenBank genome assembly.
ACAGCAAAGGUUAGCUUGAGGUGGCCCUACAGCGGACGCGAGGCAAAAGGAAUGCUCCGGGACCGGACGGGAUUCCGGGGCGGGUCCUCUCUAUAGCUAUAGGGCACCUGGGAGAGUACUACCUGAAGAUCCUCAACAGGUAUAUUUUUCGUGAAAUGCCAACUUUGUGGUAAGGAAUGUCCAGCAGACACCAGCGAGAUAGCUUGCGGUUUCAACGCCGGAAAUAGCUCCUACAAGAUGUUCCCAAACAGAUGUGCUUUAAAUCGAUUCAAGGAUUGCUACAAGGCAGACAUGAUAGAAACACCUUUAAAAUAUUGCAUAAAGUAUCACCAGGAGUCCAGCGCUCGUAAGAUGUACGGGGAGUCUUGUCCAGUGUUUUGCCCAAGCCAUUAUCGACCAGUGUGCGGUGCAAAUAAGAUCGCAACUUACGUAUACAGGACCUUUACUAAUGGAUGUUACUUGGACAUGGUCAAUUGUAGGGGCGAUGAAGAUUUCUCUUCGUAUUACGAAGUACCAUUGGAUUUUUGCCAAAGACACCUAAUGAAGAAUAUUUUCCAAGAAAAAUUGGUGAUGUCAAACUUAAAGGAUUACCACGACUACAUGUAGUUUAGAUAAAAUUUUUCGUAUUUCAUAAGCAGAUUAUAAAUUAAAAUUAAAUCAUGUCAAAUAAAAUAACAU